Anolis sagrei ordinatus is the source of this 1251-nucleotide messenger RNA. The record is from RefSeq and is a predicted model, not a curated record. NCBI's taxonomy places the organism in Eukaryota, Metazoa, Chordata, Lepidosauria, Squamata, Anolidae.
GCCUCCCGCCGGUACUGCAACGGCGAAGGCAGAGGAGGAUUCCUCCCAAAACAGGAAUUAUUGGGGAAAUCCGAACCACCGGUUUCGUUUCUUUCUGGCAGCAGAGCCUGGAGGGUCGGAAAUGAAAGCGAAAGGCGGAGGAGCCCCGCCAAAGUCAGCCAUGGAAGGGAAGGAGGAGGAAGGAGGGGAAGAAGGGGCGACGCGGGCCUGCAAAAACUGCGGCCGGGCGGUGUCGGCCCCCAACCUGGCCCUGCACGAGGCCCACUGCCUGCGCUUCCUGUCCGUCUGCCCCGAGUGCGAGGAGACGGUGGCCCUGAGAGACAUGGAGGGCCACUUGGCCGCGGCCCACAGCCAGGUCCGAUGCCCUCUCUGCCAUCAGGCCAUGCAGCAGUUCCGGAUGGAGCACCAUCAGGCGGAGCAGUGCAUGGAGCGCCCGUCCACCUGCGCUUUCUGCAACCUGGGGCUGCCCUUCCGCCGGCUGGAGGCGCACCAGGAGGCCUGUGGCAGCCGCACCGAGCGCUGCUGGGACUGCGGGCAAUACGUUCUGCUGCGGGCCCUGGACGGUCACGGCUGGGAAUGCCCUGGCAGCGGUGGACAGAGAGCAGGUGAGAGGAGCAUGGCCGGUCACUCCGGACAAUGACCCUUCCUUGUGUCCCUUAUGCCAACGCCACUCUUUCUCCUUUCCACAGAAGCCAAGACGGUCCUCUGCCCGCAGUGCCAUCACCGGAUCCCCAAGGAAGAACACCUCCAACACCUGGACCAAUGCUGCCCCCUCCCUCGGCUCCUGGGGGGCCUCAGCACCGAGGAGGCCGUUGUCCGCCCCAAAAAGAAGGAGAAGGAACCCCCCUCGCGGCUGGGAAGGCCCUCCUUCAAGCCCCCCAAGAGCAGAAGGGCCCACGGAUCACUGACCUUCACCCCGACAGUGCAAUCCCCCCUCGAAGCGGAGGAUGUUGAGGACGCCUACAACCACUUGGCCAGCUGCUCCCGCUGCAACAUCCUUCUCCCCGGCCCCACUUUGAGGAAGCAUCAGAGGAAGUGCCAGGGGCAGGCGCUGCGGAGAAGUCCCCGCUUCUUGGGCAAAGAAGAAGUGCCGAGCCCCUCAGAAGAGAAGAGCUUGCAGUGAAACACACACACACACCCCGUCCCCUGCAAAGAAUGACUUUUCCAAUACCCAUUCAGACUAACCCUUGGUGCCUUGUGUCCACCGUUAUCUGCCCGAUGGAGAAUAAAAGGAGUACCAUUUGCACCCAA